Messenger RNA from Lathyrus oleraceus (garden pea), 1029 nucleotides. RefSeq names its product reticulon-like protein B12. Gene Ontology annotation, biological process: response to bacterium. The transcript has 4 exons. The record is from RefSeq and is a predicted model, not a curated record. Lineage: Eukaryota; Viridiplantae; Streptophyta; Magnoliopsida; Fabales; Fabaceae. Bases 241 to 870 code for a protein of 209 amino acids.
AAGAGAGUUGAAAAGCAAAAUGUGACUCUACUUUUAGGCUGGAAAAUGAAACCUUGCCUAUAAAUUACAUAAUUCAGGGACCACUCUUUCAAUAAAACUCAUAACAUGAAUAAGAAAGAAAAAAGAGGGAAGAAAACAAAACUAUGUUCUAAACUUAAUUAAGAAAAACACACUUCACUAUUUUCCUUCCUUCUCUGCUUUUUAGUAACACUGAUCCUUUCUUCUUUUUCCUCAUCUAAAAUGGAUUCAUCUCAGCGAUUAUUCAACAGAGAAAGAACUCUUCAUCAGAUCCUUGGAGCUGGUCAAGUUGCAGACUUGAUACUUUGGAGGAGGAAGAAUCAAACUGUGAUGAUACUGUUGGUGACAUUAGCUGCAUUUGUUGUGUUUGAGAGAUCUGGUUAUACCCUUUUGUCUCUUGUUUCUAAUGUUCUUCUCCUUCUUGUUGUUAUUCUUUUUCUUUGGGCUAAAUCAGCAGCAAUUCUCAAUAGACCUGCUCCACCUCUACCACAGUUGCAUCUGUCAGAUGAAAUGACAAAUGAAAUGGCAGCUUUUAUCCAAACCAGAGUAAAUAAUCUGUUUUCAGUUUCUCAUGAUAUUGCCCUUGGCAAGGACUCAAGGUUGUUUCUGAAAGUAGCUGCAUACCUAUGGUUAAUUUCUGUUGUUGGUGGCUUCACUGAUUUUCUUACCUUGGCAUACACCAGUCUCUUUAUUCUUCUUACUUUACCUGCACUCUAUGAAAGAUAUGAAGAUUACAUUGAUAGAUUUGUUUUGAAGUGCUACAUCAAAUUAUGCCAAUUGUAUAGGAAAAUAAAUGAGGAAUAUAUCAGCAGAGUCCAAUACUGGAUUCUAGAGAAGAAAAAGCUGAGCUGAGUUUGUAUUUUAUUGUCACAUUCAUUUUUGGUAAAUUGUUUCUAUUACUCUUUGAAAUAUUUCUUACAUGAUCAUAUUGGUCAUAUUGUGGUUGUGAGUAUAGUGAUCUUCUCCAUAUUGAAAUGGAUACAUAACAUGGAUCUAUCAAAGUUACACUCA